UACCGUAUCAACCGCACCGCGGAUAGAGUGGGAAAAGCGCACACAAACCCACACACACGCAAGUGCGCGGUCUGUUGUGAUCGCGCGAACGUCAAACACGCCACUUGUUCGAAAGCGGCAUUCAAAGCGGUCGGACGUUUGGCGAUACAGCUCCGAAGUGAUUUGAACAGCAACGACGACGGCGUUGUGUAGUUUUUGUUUCCGUUUCCUUUCCAUCCAUUCACUGUGUUUGCGGAUAAAGCAAAAAACGUGUGCUGUUCUUCAGAGAGGGCGCCUCGCCUAGAAGUGAAAGCACGGAAAUCACGCCACCAAAACGCCCGGACUCCAAACAACCCGGACCGCCAGAGCUGUACGCUGUUCUGCGCAUCGGAAUCCCGGUCCACGGGAAGAUGAAACAAACCUAGACGAUAGGAUCGUCCCAACUAGUACGCAAGCGAAUCAAACCCAUCACCAGCAACGCCGCGCUUCGUCGGCCGAACUACACAGCGCAGCGACCAGAUCUGGAUCACCCGGUGCGGGAAUGAUGCGCCCGAUAAGCACAAGCCAAAGCGUCAUGACGGACGCCCAGGGACUAAUCGUACCAAAGAAGCUGGUCAACCCGGUGCUCGAAUCGAUCGAUCGACAAAAUCUGCACCGCGAAAUGAUGUUCAAUCAGAAGAUUGGCAAAAGCGUACUGAACCAAAAGUCGGAACUGCAGCGUGCGCUCGAAAAGCAAAAGGAGCGUCAGGUGCUGGCGGCACAAAAUCUCGCCAAGCAAACGGAGCAAACCAUUGCGACCGAGCUGGGCCGCGUCAUCAUGCAGCGGGCCCAACGGUUGGAGCAGCAGAAGGGUGGCAGCGGGACGGGCGGGAACGAUCCGACCGCCGGUUCGAUCAAUCCCGAGUAUUUAAAUGCACGCGCCAAACUGCGGGCCACGGUCGAUACGAAAUGAACGGGCGUGCAGCCGUUGGGCGCCUCCAUUGAUGAUACGCAGUAACGCUUCCUGGUUUACUUCCUAAAAAAAAAAAAAAAAACAAGAACAAUUACACCCGGACACGAUGGAAUGGGAUUGGCCGUACCCCCUGGGGCAUGUUUGUAAUUGAAUCGGUUUUGUUUUAAGCUUUUUACGUUUAAGAAAAAUAUUCUUUUUUAAACUAUUCUUCAGACACACUUCUUCAGAAACGAAUAGCAAGUAACGUGCAGCAACAGCAGUAGCAGCCAUAGAAAUUAGGUUCGAAGUUGGUAUUUGCGAGUAGUGUAUGUGUGUGUGUGUGUGUGCGUGCGCGCGUGCGGUACGAUUUCAGCAGAAUGGAACACCGUUGGGUGGCAAAGGGGCGGGAAAGGAACCCACAAAAUAGGGGGGAAGAAAAAACUACAACCCGCCAGCCAGCCGGGGGCCCGUUCAGCACAACACUGCGCCCAGUUUCUUUUGAAGUGUGCCAUUUUACUGAAACGAAGUGUGAAUGAGUAGAUCGAAUGUAUGUGUGAGUCUGUUUUUUUUACCCGCCAGUGAUAAGCGAAGUAUGUGUGCAGAAGGAUGCAGAUUGCAUGCAGAAAACCAUAGGCUUUAAAUAGGAUUAGUGAAUGAAUGCGCUCUGUUGGCUGCAAUAAUUGUGUGUGUGUGUGUGUCUGGUUUUAAAGAGAGAAAAAUCGUCGUGAAAAGCUUCACCCUCAACUCUACUGAUCUGGUUCCUUUUGCCUAUCUAAUUUCCCCCCUCCAAAAAAAGAAGCUAGAAACGUUUUUUUGGAAAAGGAACUCUUUUUUACACCUGUACAUCGUGUUUAGCGCGACCUGUGCUGUAAUCUAGUUUGAGAUGGCAUUUCUACGUCUGUGUGUGUUUGUGCUAAUAUGUACUGAUAGGUGAUAGGAAUGAAACAGGGCAAUGAAAACAAAACAAAAAAACCAAUAGACACCGAUAGUUCUUCCAAAAAUACAGAAUGCAGAUUAGAUAUUUCUAACCCCACGGUAUUGUACUGGAGACUGGUAUUGGGAAUGAUCGAGCUAGGGACAGAGAAGAGAGAAAGGGAGAGAGAUUUUAAUUAUACAAUCAAAUCGUCGUAGCUGAUUGUUUUUUUAUUUGGGAGGGGGACGAUACGUAGAUAAUAAAAUCAGAAGAUAAAGAUCCCCCCCCGUCAAAAACCCACAACACGCCAAACACAGCUCAAACCUAUAUCCUCGUUGGUAUUAAAAUUGGAGUAAAGAAAAAAGGCAUCCUAUAUAUACCAAAAAAAGGGAAACAAAGGAAAACCAGAUGGACUAGAUAUUCAAACACUAAAGAAGGCUGAUACGCGGAUCAACAGAGUAAGAAAAGGCGCGAGCUCAAAAAACCGAUAAUCUCCGAACCGUUUUGCGUUCAAACGAAUGAUAAUCCCGGAAUGGAAGCAAUUUUUCUUUUCUUUCUAAACGCAUAGAAUCGCUAAUUAUGCUCAAGAAGCAGAGUUCCACUAAAGCAUUUCUUCUCAAAUAAUGUAAUUAAACGUUACUCGUUGUUCGUGUGCUUGUACAUACAGGAAUUCCUAUUUAAAUGAUCACAAUCAGACCCAUAUGCCAUCGUGGAACGGAAUUUGCGGUAGAGUUAUUGCUCAAGCUCAAGGUAUGUGUGUGCUCAGUACGCGGAAGUAUGGUGGAAAAGAUCAUCCAUGACAGGCCAUCAAUGGCGGCCCGAUUAUCUAUAAGACGUGAAGAAACUUCCCCAUACACACACACACACACACGAAACCUCACCGAUUGCUCACCAAACCAAACGCCUUCGUUGCGUUUAUGCACUGGGGUAGAGUGAAACCGCGACGGCGACCGACAACAGAGAAAAACUGCUGGUUUGUGUAAUUUGCAAAAGUGUAUUUGGCAGUAGUUUCGCGGAUUGGAGCGUGUAUUGUUCGAUCGUCACCAAAAUAAAAAAAAAAAACAAAAAUCAAUUCAAAAAUUGCAAAAGAGCCUCAACCGUUCAGGAUACCCCGUUUGUGAUAGACCGCUCACGCAAAGGACACGAACGAAAGCGAAGUUAACAUGAUGGAUGGACGCAAACAAAUGUUGCGCCACGUGCGCUCUUUUUUUUAAAAAAAAACUCAUCACCUCCCAACCACUUGGGUGGAGGAAACAUGGUUUUGUAGCAAGCAGGGAAAGCAAAGUAACAAUGAUGGGCUUCAUCUACCCUUUUUACAAAACAAAAAAACAAACAAACAAACAAAUUGGGCCUUAGCGUAACAUCUUGGAGACUUUGAAGUGCGGAAAACGUGAAUGAAAUACCUUUUUUUACCAUGAAUGAAAAGUAAGCAAUCAAGCAACAACACAGACGCAACACAUCUUACCACCGCAAGGCAGAUCGUACAGUGAGUUGGAGGGAUUUUAAGUUUAAGAAGUGAAGCAUUUUAAUGUAUACACGCACCCACACACACACCCGCACAUAGAGCAACAGGAUGUUCUUUUUGAUGUAUGUGUGUGGGUGGUGUCUAUAAAGGCUGUCCGAAUGUGAUUAUGGGUGAUUUUUUCGGUUUCUUUAAAAUUAUAAAAAAAAUUGGAAUUAUGUUGUUUGUAAAGUUUAGUUGUUUGUGGUUCUCAUGUUUAAAAAAAAAAAAAGAUUGUUUAGAAAUUGAUCAGUGAAUUGAAAAAAUGUUUCACGAACAUGUUGGUAAUUUGAUUUUUAAAUAACAUUCAGUUACGAACAUACUAAACAAAAAUCAUAUCGAAAGAAGAAACAAUUUUUGGACACAAAACACAAAAAAAAACAUAAAACAAAUACACCCCUAAAAACAUUUUCAAUGACACAAUGAUUUAUAAUUCGCAAGCAUAAUAUAUACAAAGCCCCACUACCCAGCGUACCCAACGUAGUGCAGAAACAUAUAAGUGUCUUAAGCAAAAGAAAGAUUGAACUUACAGAACAAAACCUUAACAAAAAACCAGCGUGUUAGCGUUGUGGGUGUGUGUAUGCAUGUGUUACCGGCGUAUAGUAGUAGCAGCAAACAAAAAAAAAGCCAGAAAAUAAACAAUAUACCCUACUAGUUCUCUUGAUAAAAAAAAAUCCAUCUAUAUUUUAAAUGUUUCUAUUUAAAACAACAAAACACUACUACACAGUUCUUUUAAUUGAAAAAUAGUAUUUUCUGCAUUGUGAAAAAAUAGAAAUAAAAAUAAAAACAGAAAAAAAGUGUUUAGGGGAUCUUCCGCACGUAACGAGUUUAGGAGUAGUUAAAGUGAAGGUGUUAAAAGAAGAUGAAAAGAUUAAAACAAUAUUAAACUGUGUACCCCAACCAGAGCAAGAAAAAAAUAUCGAAAGAGAGAAUAGAGAAGAAAAAACAAAAUUUUGAGUGUAAAAAUGGUUCGAUUUUAGCACACUCAGGCGGUGAUGGAACAAAAACACAAAAAGAAAGGACAAUUUUUAACAUUACAAUCAAUAGAAGAAAAUCGGAAAAUCAAACAUAAAAAAUUUAUAUUUUUUGGCCAUCAAUCCACCCAUCCAAGACGACUGUGAAUUAAAUCACAGACUAGCUUUGGUUGGGAAAGGAUGGGAUAAUAUAACUUUGAAAUGAAUCGCAACGAAAUUUCACUACUUUUCCCAUAAUCUCUCUUGAUGGUAAUUUCUGUACUACCCUGAAACCAUCACCGAUCGGAAACUGUUAAAAUCGAAACCCGUUCUUUGCUCGGAUUCGGAUUGAUUCGUGACUAUCUAUAUCACACCCUGAAAAUUGUAACGAAGUGAGACGAGAAGUACAGCAGAAACAAAAGAAGCUGGUAGAACCGUUUAUUACGUGUAAGCAUUUUAUUAGGUUUUAAAUAUAGGAUUAAAAAAAACAGAAGGAAAACCAUAA
Messenger RNA from Anopheles stephensi (Asian malaria mosquito), 4782 nucleotides. Its product is annotated as protein FAM107B. The record is from RefSeq and is a predicted model, not a curated record. NCBI's taxonomy places the organism in Eukaryota, Metazoa, Arthropoda, Insecta, Diptera, Culicidae. Bases 521 to 931 code for a protein of 136 amino acids. The transcript has 4 exons.